AGUGUGAACUGGUUGCCAUUAUUCGGCGGAUUUUGAGCAUAGGUGAAAGAUGGAUGGAAGAAAACCUGCCUAAUCAUCAAAUGUACCAAUUUUUUCUUUUCAUUUACACUUGAUAGUUUAACGGUUUAUUGUGCCAAAUUGAUAUCCGAAAGCUUGGUCAAUUCUCUCGAACAGCUUUAAGAUUAUGGAGCCAAACUUUCGUAUUACUUCUUUGGUCGCGUUCGCCAUCUUGUUCGUCCUCACUGGGUGCAAUGUUGUGUUUUCAAAAGAUUGUAAUGUAACUAGACGUCUUGCUGCGGAACUUUUUAAAAGACCUGGUGGAGAGGAUAACUCAACAAAAGCAGAUGACAGUCAAUUCAUCUGUCUUGCAAAUACCACAUGCUGCUCCAAAGUAAUGGAAAGGAAGCUUUUGCUAUUGAGUGAGGAGAUCCGUCUUCAGAUGGUUUCAAGUCUCCAUGGCAACAUCUCAGAGUCUUUUUUAAAUGCAUCUCAAAACUUUAAAGGUUUUUACAAAAGUUUAAUUGAAACAUCUUACAAGAACCUCGACACAUUGUAUUCAAGAACAUAUUCUGACAGAUAUAAAAACCACAAAGUCAUAUUCCGUCAUCUCUUCACGAAACUGGUCGAUUACAUGACAGGCAAAGAAGAAAUGGAUCUGAAACAGACCGUUGACAACUGGUUCUCAACGCUUUACCAGAAAGUCUAUAUGAUCUCCAAUCCCGGCUUCCAUUUCGAUGCAGUGUACCAACACUGCUUGCUAGAAACUGCAGAUGUGCUAAUGCCAUUUGGAGAUAUACCCCGUAAAAUCAGCUUGCAAGUAAAGAAGUCCUUUCUUGCGUCUAAAGUUUUACAAGAUGCUCUCUCUGUUGGAAGCAGGGUUGUUGAUGAAUUGCUAAACAUGAGAUCAAAUGUAAAGUGCGCGGAAGCGUUCAUGAAGAUGACCAAGUGCCCAAUGUGUUCUGGAAUUGCGGAGAAAGUGAAGCCUUGCUACAAAUAUUGCAUGAAUGUUAUGAAAGGCUGCACUGCGUACCCAGCAGUCGUGGGUCCUGCUUGGAACGCAUACGUCACAGCUCUGCACAAGCUUGCCAUAAAGGCAGAUGGACCUUUCAGUAUGGAAGCAAUUAUCGACCCUCUUGGUGUUAAAAUUUCUGAGGGAAUCAUGUUCUUCCAGUUCAACAGACAAAAUAUUACAACACAUGUCAUGAAAAAAUGUGGAAACCCCCCACCUUCGGAAUUGAAGUCUUUGACGAAAAGAGACCUUUCAGAUGGAAUGGCUUACCCAUAUAAAUUUGAUAGUGGCAACGAUGCGCUCCGCCCAACAACAGCAUAUGGAACGAGCUUAUACAGAUUGAUAACAAACUUAAAGAAAGUUCUGGCUCUGUUCAAAGAUCACUGGGUAUCAUUACCGGGCAACGCCUGCUCAAGUGGAUUUGCUGCACCUGACAACGAUAUGGGAAAAUGCUGGAACGGCGAGGCGGUUGAUAGUUAUAAGAAGCCAGUUGUGAAGGAUGGUGUUGAUGGAAUGUUCAAAAACCCGGAAGUCAGCCUUGACAAGAAAGACCCUCAUCUUACAGUUACUAGGCAAGUAAUCAAACUGAAAGAAAUAACUCAACGCAUUCUGUCAGCUGUCAAUGGUGCUGAUUCUAACCAGAUAGACUUGGAAGAAAGCAGUGGGGAUGGGUCUGGUUAUGGCUCUGGCAGUGGGUCUGGCGGCGGUGAUGGAAGUGGGGUCAAACCGACGGGAUGGACCCGGACUCAACCCGCCACUUACACUGACGUCAUCAACACUAUUGAGGACAAGAAGACGCCACCCAGUUCCCCAACACCCACAAUGGGAAAUACCAUUGACGAAAAUGACAAAAAACCAGACGAGAAUAACAGCGAAAACAGUGCUGACAUCAGCAAAUCCGUUGGUGGCAAAUACCCAGGAAGCACUUCGUCUCUUGUCACGGGACGGCAUAGUUUCAGUGUUCUAUGCUCAAUUGUUGGUUUCUUUACGUUUUACCUUUUAUUUCAGUAGAUUUUAGGUAUAAUAGAGAAAAUAUAGCAUGGUUGGUAGUAAACUCAUAACUAAAUGAUGUGUUUUUGUAGAAUUGUAAAAAGCCCUUCCAUGCCAUACCUUUUGGAGAUAAGCCUUUCAUCCAACCUGCGCCAUCAACAAGUCACUUACAAACUUGUACGUGACACGAUGUUACUGUGAAUCAAUUCAUUGACAAGGUAUUUAAGCAUUUUUCAACAGGGAAACACUUUGCUGUAGAUGUCGCAUCCCACUUAUGCCCUUGAGUUUUGAAAGAAUUGUUCCAUAAUCUGCGUUAUUUUCGCAAGACAUUGGCUUUACUAGAUUGAUCUCAAAUACUGUGGCGGUUUUUUAACCGAAAGCUGUUCUACCCUGAAGUGACUGAAAAAUGUAGUAUUGAGGAAUUAUUGAUUCUUGGAACAAGGACAUAUUAACCUAGAUUAGAAGGAGUUUCAUUACUGUGGUACAGAAAAAGAAAUUUGCUGUAAUUCAUUCGCUUAAGAUGUAUUCGUGAAGUUGAUCAUAUGCUUGGAAAGAAAGAGAUCUCAGAUUGAUGUUAUGUGUCUAAAUUUUAUUGAUAUUCAUUUUUUGUAAAACUUAACUUUUAUUAUAUUGGCUGUAUGCUUGUAAUGGAAAGUUUUUUAGUAGUUUCACAGAUAAGCUCUCUAUUGACAAGAAGUCGUGCAUUCCUCUCUCUCGUUUUCGAGUUUAAAAUUAUGUUCAUGUACAUUUCAGAAAUGACCACUAUAAGUUUCUUGUUUCAAACCAACAAAAACAGCCUAUUUGCUGUUCGCAUUUCUCCUCUAAAUUUUCCACUGAAACGAAAUGAUCGCCAACACUCCUUUUGCGAAACUCAAUUCGUCGCUCCAAUUACAAACAAAACGUAUUUCAACGAAUAUUGUGUAAAGGAUUUAUGACUUCUUGCUGACCUGGUACUUUGAAUUCUUCAAAUAAUUUCUUUAAACAAACGAUUCUAUAGAUAAAAUGGACAUGUACAGAUAGCUUUCGACGUUUUUAUCCGAUAGUUAGCGGAUGUUAGUUUUUUAUCAAACGGAUUAAACUUGACUGUAGAAGAUAGGCCAUUAGAUUUUUUGUUACAAGUAUUUAAUUUGCCUGUGUAAUAAAAUUCUGUCUAAUUAUUUUAUCGGUUUUGUCACAGAUUCUUGACAAAACAUGGUUAA
Messenger RNA from Rhopilema esculentum, 3198 nucleotides. RefSeq names its product glypican-6. Gene Ontology annotation, cellular component: cell surface; extracellular region; synapse. NCBI's taxonomy places the organism in Eukaryota, Metazoa, Cnidaria, Scyphozoa, Rhizostomeae, Rhizostomatidae. Gene Ontology annotation, biological process: regulation of protein localization to membrane; regulation of signal transduction; cell migration. The record is from RefSeq and is a predicted model, not a curated record.